UUCGCCGGUUAAUAACAUGUCUUCAUUCUCUCUCCCAUACACACAGUGAAUAUUUCAGAUUCAUUUCUCUCUCUCAGAGUACGACGACAACGAACCAGAGCAGAGAAGACGAGAGAAAACGAUAUAUAUAUAUAUAUAAAUAUAAAUAUAAGGACUAGAGAGAGAGGCCGAUGCAGCAGAAGGGAAGAGCCAACAAUCGUAGAUCGAGGACCUUCUCUAGAUCCCGCCUUGCCGUUGAGGGUUCUUAAUAACAAUUCUCACCCCAAAUUCCACAUCUCCAACAUUCAUUCUAUCUGCAUUUUCAAUUAUCAUAUCAAUCCCUUUGAAUUCAAAUCUAUCUCUUUUACGCCAUAUCUUAUAAGCUGAUAUACAAUGGCUGCGGAAGGAGAAGAACGUGAGGUUCAAAAGAACUACUGGAUUGAGCACUCUGCGGACCUCACGGUUGAGGCUAUGAUGCUCGAUUCCAAAGCCUCUGACCUCGAUAAAGAAGAGAGACCCGAAGUGCUCUCGUUGCUCCCACCAUUGCAAGGAAAAUCAGUUCUCGAACUAGGGGCUGGUAUUGGCCGUUUUACUGGUGAAUUAGCUAAGGAGGCUGGUAAUGUUCUAGCCUUGGACUUCAUUGAGAAUGUGAUAAAGAAGAAUGAAACAAUCAAUGGACAUUAUAAUAAUGUCAAGUUUAUGUGCGCUGAUGUGACAUCUACAGACCUGAAUAUUUCUGCAGAAUCAAUGGACAUGAUAUUCUCAAACUGGUUACUGAUGUAUCUCUCUGACAAAGAGGUUGAGAAUCUUGCAAAAAGAAUGAUGAAAUGGUUAAAGCUUGGAGGGUUUAUUUUCUUCAGAGAAUCAUGUUUUCAUCAAUCUGGAGACUGUAAGCGAAAGAACAACCCAACCCACUAUCGGGAACCCAGAUUUUAUACAAAGGUCUUCAAAGAAUGCCAGACGCAUGAUGCCCUUGGGAAUUCCUUUGAACUCUCUCUUGUUAGCUGCAAAUGCAUUGGAGCUUAUGUGAGAAACAAAAGAAAUCAGAAUCAGAUUUGUUGGAUAUGGCAGAAAGUCAGGUCAGAAGAUGAUAGGGGUUUCCAGCAGUUCUUGGAUAAUGUCCAAUAUAAAUGUAAUGGUAUAUUACGUUAUGAACGCGUGUUUGGACAAGGUUUCGUGAGCACAGGAGGGAUUGAUACAACGAAAGAAUUUGUUGGGAAGCUGGAUCUUAAGCCUGGCCAGAAAGUCCUAGAUGUGGGCUGUGGCAUUGGAGGAGGUGACUUCUACAUGGCUGAGAAUUUUGAUGUUGAUGUAGUCGGCAUCGACCUCUCCAUAAAUAUGGUUUCUUUUGCUCUUGAAAGGGCAAUUGGGCUCAAAUGUUCAGUUGAAUUUGAGGUUGCUGAUUGCACCAAGAAAACAUAUCCUGACAACACAUUCAAUGUGAUCUACAGUCGUGACACCAUUCUCCACAUUCAGGACAAACCUGCACUAUUUAAAUCUUUUUACAAGUGGCUGAAGCCGGGAGGCAAAGUUCUUAUUAGUGAUUACUGCAAAAGAGCUGGACCUCCAUCCCUCAAAUUUUCAGAAUAUAUUAAGCAAAGAGGAUAUGAUCUGCAUGAUGUGGAAGCAUACGGCCAGAUGCUUAGAGAUGCUGGUUUUGACAAGGUCAUUGCUGAGGAUCGAACUGAUCAGUUUAUGGAAGUUCUGCAGAAGGAAUUAAAUGCGGUUGAGGAGGACAAGGAAGCAUUCAUCCAGGACUUUUCUGAAGAAGACUAUAAUGAAAUAGUUGGUGGUUGGAAUUCGAAGCUGCUCAGGAGUUCAUCAGGGGAGCAGAGAUGGGGCCUUUUCAUUGCCGAGAAGAAGUGAUCUCUGACUUCCUCUCGCAUUCUUUUAGUAGUUAUAUAUGUGUCUUAAGUCAAUGAACUUGGUAUUAGAGAAUAAAAAUGGAGUAUGGUAAUUGCUAGCGACGUGCCUGGAUAGGCAAAGACUGGAGGGAAACUUAUAAUCUUUAGCAUUCACCACACUUGUGAUCACGCGAACCCAUGACCCCUAAUUUGUUCAAGGUUAUAAUACAUUGAUUCUAUCUCAUGUUUGUCCAUGAGAAUCUAUUAUAUGUAGUUGAAUUGUGGUCGGAUGGGCACCUUGUUAUAUAGUUGUCAUUUGAUCGUGGAAUCAAAAUUUCAAUUUGAUUAUGAGGUA
Cornus florida is the source of this 2178-nucleotide messenger RNA. RefSeq names its product phosphoethanolamine N-methyltransferase 1-like. Lineage: Eukaryota; Viridiplantae; Streptophyta; Magnoliopsida; Cornales; Cornaceae. Gene Ontology annotation, molecular function: phosphoethanolamine N-methyltransferase activity. The transcript has 12 exons. The record is from RefSeq and is a predicted model, not a curated record. Gene Ontology annotation, biological process: phosphatidylcholine biosynthetic process. The coding region runs from base 373 to 1845 and encodes 490 amino acids.